Messenger RNA from Eptesicus fuscus (big brown bat), 2490 nucleotides. RefSeq names its product dynamin 1 like (gene DNM1L). The coding region runs from base 53 to 2302 and encodes 749 amino acids. The record is from RefSeq and is a predicted model, not a curated record. Gene Ontology annotation, molecular function: microtubule binding; GTPase activity; GTP binding. The transcript is spliced from 21 exons. Gene Ontology annotation, biological process: mitochondrial fission; mitochondrial fragmentation involved in apoptotic process. Gene Ontology annotation, cellular component: mitochondrion; membrane; microtubule. NCBI's taxonomy places the organism in Eukaryota, Metazoa, Chordata, Mammalia, Chiroptera, Vespertilionidae.
GCCCCAUUCAUUGCCGCGGCCCGCCGGGCGGGGGUCCCGUGUUUUCGGAGUCAUGGAGGCGCUAAUUCCUGUUAUCAACAAGCUCCAGGAUGUCUUCAAUACUGUGGGCGCCGACAUCAUCCAGUUGCCUCAGAUAGUCGUGGUGGGGACGCAGAGCAGUGGAAAGAGCUCAGUGCUAGAGAGCCUAGUGGGGAGGGACCUGCUUCCCAGAGGCACUGGUAUUGUCACCCGGAGACCUCUCAUUCUGCAGCUAGUCCAUGUUUCACCUGAAGAUCAACGAAAAACAACAGGAGAAGAAAAUGACCCUGCUACAUGGAAAAACUCAAGACACCUUUCUAAAGGAGUUGAAGCAGAGGAGUGGGGUAAAUUUCUUCACACCAAAAAUAAGCUUUACACAGAUUUUGAUGAAAUUCGACAAGAAAUUGAAAAUGAAACGGAGAGAAUUUCAGGAAAUAAUAAGGGAGUAAGCCCUGAACCAAUUCAUCUUAAGAUUUUUUCACCCAACGUUGUCAAUCUGACACUUGUGGAUUUGCCAGGAAUGACCAAGGUGCCUGUAGGUGAUCAACCUAAAGAUAUUGAGCUUCAAAUCAGAGAGCUCAUUCUUCGAUUCAUCAGUAAUCCAAAUUCCAUUAUCCUCGCUGUCACUGCUGCUAAUACAGAUAUGGCAACAUCAGAGGCACUUAAAAUUUCAAGAGAGGUAGAUCCAGAUGGUCGCAGAACUCUAGCUGUAAUCACUAAACUUGAUCUCAUGGAUGCGGGUACUGAUGCCAUGGAUGUAUUAAUGGGAAGGGUUAUACCAGUCAAACUUGGAAUAAUUGGAGUCGUUAACAGGAGUCAACUAGAUAUUAACAAUAAGAAGAGUGUAACCGAUUCAAUCCGUGAUGAAUAUGCUUUCCUUCAAAAGAAAUAUCCAUCUCUGGCUAACAGAAAUGGAACGAAGUAUCUUGCUAGGACUUUAAACAGGUUACUAAUGCAUCACAUCAGAGAUUGCUUACCAGAGUUGAAGACAAGAAUAAAUGUUUUAGCUGCUCAAUAUCAGUCUCUUCUAAAUAGCUAUGGUGAACCUGUAGAUGAUAAAAGUGCUACUUUACUCCAGCUUAUUACCAAAUUUGCCACAGAAUAUUGUAAUACUAUUGAAGGAACUGCAAAAUAUAUUGAAACUUCAGAGCUAUGCGGUGGUGCUAGAAUCUGUUACAUUUUCCAUGAGACUUUUGGGAGAACUUUAGAAUCUGUUGACCCACUAGGUGGCCUUAACACUAUUGACAUAUUGACUGCUAUUAGAAAUGCUACUGGUCCUCGUCCAGCUUUGUUUGUGCCUGAAGUUUCAUUUGAGUUACUGGUCAAGCGGCAGAUCAAACGCCUGGAAGAGCCGAGCCUCCGCUGUGUGGAGCUGGUUCAUGAGGAAAUGCAAAGGAUCAUUCAGCACUGUAGCAAUUACAGUACCCAGGAGCUGUUGCGGUUUCCUAAACUUCAUGAUGCCAUAGUUGAAGUAGUGACUUGUCUUCUUCGUAAACGGUUGCCAGUCACAAAUGAAAUGGUCCAUAACUUAGUGGCAAUUGAAUUGGCUUAUAUCAACACAAAACAUCCAGAUUUUGCUGAUGCUUGUGGGCUAAUGAACAAUAAUAUAGAGGAACAAAGGAGAAACAGGCUAGCAAGAGAAUUGCCUUCAACUGUAUCACGAGAUAAGUCUUCUAAAGUUCCAAGUGCUUUGGCACCUGCCUCCCAGGAGCCCUCCCCUGCUGCUUCUGCUGAGGCUGAUGGCAAGUUAAUUCAGGACAGCAGAAGAGAAACUAAAAAUGUUUUAUCUGGAGGUGGUGGGGUUGGAGAUGCUGUUCAAGAACCAACAACAGGCAACUGGAGAGGAAUGCUGAAAACUUCAAAAGCUGAAGAGUUACUAGCUGAAGAAAAAUCAAAACCAAUUCCAAUUAUGCCAGCUAGUCCACAAAAAGGCCAUGCUGUGAAUCUGCUGGAUGUGCCAGUUCCUGUUGCACGCAAACUUUCUGCCCGCGAGCAGCGAGAUUGUGAAGUUAUUGAACGACUCAUCAAAUCCUAUUUUCUUAUUGUCAGAAAGAAUAUUCAAGACAGUGUGCCAAAGGCAGUAAUGCAUUUUUUGGUUAAUCAUGUGAAAGAUACUCUUCAGAGUGAGUUAGUAGGGCAGCUGUAUAAAUCAUCCUUAUUGGAUGAUCUUCUGACUGAAUCUGAGGACAUGGCACAACGUAGGAAAGAAGCAGCUGAUAUGCUAAAGGCAUUACAAGGAGCAGGUCAAAUUAUUGCUGAAAUCAGAGAGACUCAUCUUUGGUGAAGAGAACUACAUAAUACUGAGACUUUGUUGACUCAAAAAUUACUGCCUAUUUUAUUUAUGAACUUCUGUGUAUUGCAAUGGUAUGAAUUGCUCAUAUGAAGACUGGCUAUACACUGAAAAUUGUACUCUGUAUUACAGAAUGAAAUCACACAAUCCAAAUAAAUGGCUGUUUCUAAAGUUUCCCACUA